Molecule: messenger RNA, 5727 nt
Organism: Gregarina niphandrodes
Lineage: Eukaryota; Apicomplexa; Conoidasida; Eugregarinorida; Gregarinidae
Exons: 4
Coding region: 1-5727 (1908 amino acids)
Source: RefSeq, a predicted model, not a curated record
AUGGAGUUGCCGGCGGCGGAGACGGUGGCGGACUCACGUCUGCGGCCGUUGUCGAGUGCAAUGGAGCAAGCGGCAGUGGAAGUGGACGAGGAGUCGGCGGGUGCGCCGUUCGUGUCGGAUGGCGACACGUUAGGUGUGCAGUGUGUGGUCGGAGAGUUUGCAGACCCGGUGUUGGUCAGUCACUUGGUGGUACUGCCGCAGGGUUCGGAGCUGGGCGGCGUGGAGGGCAAAACGGUACCCGCGCCUGACCAAUGCGGACUGGAGCUCUGGGUCGACAACCUGCUCCCCCUCAUUACCAUGCCGGUGGUAACGCGGUCGCAGAAAUUGGAGGCCGCCAUCGCUUGUGGCAAAACACACCGCCUCCUCCCGUCGCCCGGCCCCAUCCCCGGCACCCUAGUGUUUACACCCCCCACCGCCGUGUGGCUCGACCAACCGCAGUUCCCUGACCUCCUGAUAGCUAGCAAAAUCAUUAUCCGUGGCCGCUUCCAGAAAGCUACCCUUUGCAUCUUCGGCCACGUCGUCAAGGAUCCCAAACGCACCCUCCGUGCCACUGCCAAGGCCCUCAUGCUCCAACCCUGUUUCACGCCCGCCCUCUCCGCACAGGCCUGUCCUGACGCCCACCUGGCCCUCAUGCACCCCGCCGAAGACCCUCAGGGCCGUUACACCGUCCAGCCCCGAUCUCAAGAGGAGUCGCGGUCUCAAGACGAGACCGUCCCUCGAGACGAUUUUCGGGAUGGACCACUUCAGACCUUUGGGGACGGACUACCCCCGGACAAACUACCUCCUCCGGACAACCUAUCUCCUCCGGGCAAACUAUCUCCUCCGGGCAAACUAUCUCCUCCGGGCGAGCUAGCUCCUUCGGGAUUACGUGGGGGAGUGAGCGCCAGCCCGUUAGUGCGGGGGUUGAAGGCGAAGUUGAGUGCGCCGCCAGGUCCAUUGGAGGAGGCAGCGAAGGGGUGGCGCGCCUUACGGGCGCCGCGGCCGGCGGCGAGUUACAAUGCGGAGUUCUCUGGUGAGGUUGAGUUGUUUAUGGCGGCGGUGGAGCAGUCUGGACGGGGGCCUGUGGAAGCGGGGGUGUGGCGUUUCUGGGAUGUGCUGGCGGGGAUGGUAGGGGCGCAUUGUCCAGGUGAGGGGUUGGUACGAAGAGCUCAGUUCGAGAGUACGUUGUGUGCUUGGCUCCAAGAUCCCGCACUGGACAGGCAUGCUCCGGCCUUCGCUGCACUUGUCGAUUGGGUCCAGCGGGGUUCCGAAGAUCUUUCCUUGCAAUCGCAGGAACGUCUAACACGGAUUGUCGCCAUGUUCUUCACCAAUCCUGAACGCGUAAUAAGACUCAAGGAACUAGCAGACCAAACAGUGAAACAUGCACUCACCGCCGCCAGUCGUGAUAGGCCCCGCACACUCCGUCUUGCCCUUAUCGAACUUGUGUGCGUACUUGUGUCUGCCGACCCACUUCUUCUCACCGGUGACACUCUUGCCAUUCUCGACCAAGUCAAAGACGGCAGUCAAGACGUACUCGAAGGCUUCGACGUACUCCGCGCUAUCUACGCCGCCAAGUACGCUCUUCUCAAAGGCAGACACGAACAAGCCGUCGACUGGAUCGUCGCCCUCUGCGCACCCUUCGGCGCACACUCAGACAAACCCCUAAGUAAACGAAACAACCAAGACCGAACAAAUCAAGACCAAACCCGACUCCGGAACCACGACGAAGACCCCCAGACGCGAAAUGAACAGUCGCGAAACGACCAAUCGCGGAACGAAGGAACGCGGGACGAUCAGACGCGGAAUGAACAGACCCAGACGCGGAAUGAAAAGACCCAGACGCGAAAUGAAGCGCCCCGGAAAGUAGUAGAUGAACGGCGGCCCUGGGUCAAAAAGGGCACCUCAGACUCAUUCCUUUUUAUCAUCCACAGGCUGAUAGAAGGGAAAUACCUAGACGAUUUUAGAUCGAAGGACAUCUUGCGCAUACCCCCCUCUAUCAUCGAGUUGCUCCACAAAACCGCGUUCCUCGAAGAUACAUCCAACCUUCCGGCCGGACCUCUCCUGCCCCACAUCAUCAAUUACUUCGUCCUCACCGUCGAUGGUGGCACUCUCGCGCUCUCCGACGAACUCCUCGUCAGGCUCACCCCGACUCCUAACUUCGAAACCGACAAGUUGCGUAGUGUGUCGCCGUUGUGGUUGUUGCUGCACUUGCGGCACGGUUCCUUGAGCGUGAAGGAGGUGGAGUUGGUGACGUCGCGCCGGAACGGGCGGUUUGCGGUUGCUUUGUAUUUGCUGGAGUGCGCGUUCCAUGGCGCAGGGCCGGAGCAGGAGUAUUCGUCAGUGGUGUUGCAGAACCUGACGUGUGCGUUAGAAGACUCGCAUGCCCGUCGGCACUUGUUGUCUGCGGUAUUGCACCGGCCUGGGUUGUGGGAUGAGUGUUUCGGCGAACACUUUUUGGCGAGAACGAUUAAAGUGGUGGCGCUGGCAGAUGGGCCGGAGGUAUACCGGCAUGUCACGGAGGCGUGUCUGAGCUACAGCGACUAUGAAGUCAGCUACUCGACACAGUGCGACGCAGCCAUCCGGCGGGCUGCCGGGCUUGUACACAACUUGGACGUGGGGGACGUCGCAGUCGCCAAGUCGCGACUCAUGGGUGGUUUCGAACGUGGCGGCGAUGUCUUGCUACCCACCACGUUUGUGCGCGAAUCCCAAAAUCCACAACGCCGCAAACUGAUCAAACCAUUGUUGGCACUCAUCAACGCCAUUGUCGAACUCUGCUUCGAGGAAACCGUUCGGGCCUACCUCUACAAAGACGAAAUCGGAGCGGCUGUUGUCAUGGCGCCCCUCAACCAUCUCGAGAAACCGCCGCUCGCCGUCUCCUAUCCCCCGCUGCGCUAUCUAGCUCCCGAUCACAUGCCGCGCAUGCUCUGCGUCCUACGAACCUGCUUCUGCGUCUGUGUCUCGCUCACCGUGGGGGAAACGGACUCCGCGAAGUUCCUUUCGUUCCUCGGUCCGCGUCGAUGCCGCGAUAAGGAGGCGCGCCAGAUCUGCCUUAACCUAAUUCGUAAUUUCGGGCGCUUUGCGCUCUGGGACAAACACCGGCAAAUGGACGCGGACAUCUGGUACGGCAUCAAGACACUCAUGGUCGGUUCCGCGCGCAAUUGCGACGUCGAACUACUGGAAGCCUGCAUGUCUUUCCUCCGCAACUACGUCGUGGCCGCACACCCCGCCGUCCGCUGGUGGCUUUUCAACCGCAUCGUCCUCGAGCUCCGCGGCACGCCCGUGCUAGACAAACUCUGUCUCAGCGCACUCCGCGGUGUCUACGACGACGACAUCCUCCUGUCGCUUCAUCCUCAUACCAGCGACGUCGACUGGAGUGUCAUCGUCUCGCCCACCCAGCCGCCCAUCAUGCCCAACCACGUCACGCCCGCCAUGCUCGACACGGAAGCCGGCGUCGUCCUCUGCCUCUCCUGCCCCUCCACCGCCACCCGCCUCGUUCCCCGCAAGUUCAACGACCCCAAGGGCCUCGCUCUCGACGGCGACGAACAAGCCGUAGCCCUCCGGAUCGCCGGCGAGCCUCUGGAAUUCGAUCCGGUGCACCGAAAUAUCCCCUUGGCGCACCGCGCACACGUGUGUGCGCUGCUUCCUUCCACGCAUUUUAAGGACGCAAACUCGCUCCGGGUCAGCAUGUGCUGCGACAAAUCGCGGGUCUACUCUACCAGCGUGUUCGGGGGACCAGUAGACAUUUAUGACCGCGAUAGCUUGACCUGGAGCGUGAUUAAGGACGUGGUUUGCCGCAAUCUUAUGGACCAUGUCACUGCGGAGUUCUGGCAGUCGGCGCUGUCCUCCGAACUGUCCAUUGAGGCUGUGGCUUCGUUGCUGGAUCGCGUCGUCCUAAUCUUGUCCGAUUCCAACGAUGAAGCGAUGUUAUCUCUUUGCGAAGAGUACUUGAACCUCUUCGUUAAGUGCAGGUUACCCGUCACGCAGUUAUUAACGGAGAGAAUGAAAAUGUUGGUGGAGGUAUAUUUCGAUAAGAAUGAUACGCGAGAAGAACAGCAGUUUUUGCGGCGACUGAUUUUCCCGCGAGUUGAGCGACUUCUUAAAGCGACAAUGCGGGCAUUACAGAACGUGCAACGAAGCGUCGAUUUGAGCUCGCUAAUCCACCUUUGCAAUGAAGCAGCUAAAGGCUCUAGUCGGAUUGUCAUGCUGUGCGUGGCAUUGCUGUGUCAAAUGUACAAUGUAGCUCUGAAUCAGCCCGCGCUGAUCUUCUCCCUCCUGAGUUCACUACGGACGCUAAUGUCAAGGGCCAUAGACUUGGUGGGCGACUCUACUCAGGACAAAGAUUCUACUCGGGACAAAGACUCCACUCGGGACAAAUACUUCUCUGAAGACAAAGACCCUGCUCAGCAGUCGGAAGAGGACGCGAAGAACCUGUGCAUUCUCCUCAAGUGCUUAGCUAUGCAAAUGGCCAACAAUCCUUUGCGGAUAGCCGUGACCCACGACACUGACGACACCAUGCUCGACUUUGCCUCCCCCCAUUUGGUUUCCGGAAACCCGGACAGCCUGGGGAUGCGUGGAAACGAAGUCAUCCAGAUAAUCGCACGAAACGGGACGCUGGGUCUAGCAUGUGUCCGGCUCUGGUCGCACGAAAGCGUCCGGAAGCACGUGCAGCGACUCAUUGAAGUCACCCCCGACCAGGACCGUUUUAUCCUCGUGAGGCUGCUCACAGGAACCAACACCGAGCUCCAAACACAUCCCCGUUACGAACAGUUCCUGGAGGAAAGCAAGCUCAGACCGAUGAAUGGCGCCAUUCAAGAACGGCGCCUCAGCGAUAUAAUACACACAGGGAGCAUCAUUCCGUUGGGCGUGGUGGAGAUCCUGGAGGACUUGGACGCGAUGGUGGUGGUUCCGGAGGAACAGGUGAAGUUUGGGACGUUGGAGAGUUUCUUCCCGAACGAGUCGGAGUGGUUCCUGUCACCACAGUUUGCGAUGAAGGUGACGCAGGUGAGUGAUUUCUGCAGUUCGGAAGACUUGCUGGCGAGACCAUGUGUGUUCGAGAAGACGCUCAAAGUGGAGAAGCCUCUAAAGAUUCCGAUGGAGAGCAUCGAGGACCCGGAUGCGGUGAUGGCGGCGGACACGGACGCGAACUUGAGGCAGAAGCGGUCUGUGUCGGCAAAGGUGCAGAAGAUGGUGAACAACCCGGAGGAGUGGUCUUCGUACCAGCAGUUGGCGAACCAGCAGUUGGCGAGUCAGCCUCAACUAGUGGGGCAGCCACAAUUGGCGGGACAGCCUCAACUAGUGGGACAGGCGCAACUAGUGGGACAGCCACCGGCGGCGCCACCGCCGCAGACGGAUUACCUGAUGUACAACGCCGUCGACGGUGGCGGGAGCGAGGUGUUGGACAAUUGGGACACGAUGAUCGCGCAACACCAACAAUUACCCACGGACGCCUGGGGACCCUCAGCACCGGAGCGGAUGCUCGCCGAGCCGUACCAACCGGAGGUAUACGGGUCCUUGCUGGCGCCUAUCCCGGUGAACACCGCCGACCCGCGAGUGCAGGUCCUCAUGAACGAUCCCGCAUUUGCCGCGCUCGUGGUAGACUGUGCGCAACAUGGCAUAGACUUUGCCGCGCUCCUUAACAACCCGUCGGUUUUGGCGACUGAUAUGGGAUUGCGUGCGCAGUUCCUGUUGGUGGUAAAGCAGCACCCUGCGACUCACACAGUGCUGCAGGAGGUGGGGGUGCCAGUUUGA